This is a messenger RNA of Acanthosepion pharaonis, 2280 nucleotides long. The record is from the annotation of a GenBank genome assembly. Lineage: Eukaryota; Metazoa; Mollusca; Cephalopoda; Sepiida; Sepiidae.
AUGAUCCUAGACCAGAUGUAUUUAUCAGAUGAAGAAAUAACAUGCACGACCUGGCCUUCCAAUGGCGUGAGAACGCUUACACAGUACAUUAAAAAGUGCCGGAUUUCACUUCAUCUCUCGCCAAAUCUCUCUGCUCCUCUCUUUUUUCUCCUCCUCUUCUGUCUGUUUGUCUAUCUAUCUAUUUAUCUAUCUAUCUAUCUAUCUAUCUAUCUUUCUUUCUUUCUUUCUUUCUUUCUUUCUGUUUAUUUUCAUAGUGUAUCUUUCCUUCUUUCUUUCUUUCAUUCUACAUUUACUUUUGUAUAUUUUCUUGUUCAUUCUUUCCUUUGUAGAAUUAUUAUGAAUAUUUUUUUCUUUUUUCUUUUAUUCUUCGUAGCUUUAUUUAACUAUAUUUUUUCUUUUUUCCUUUAUCAUUCUUUUUUCUAUAUUUAUUUAUGGCUAUUUUUCAUUUUUCUACUUUCUUUCCGUUUUUGUAUAUUUUUUAUUCUUUUAUUUCCUUCUUUUUAUAACUAUUUAACUAUAUUUUCUUUUUUCUUCUCUCUCCUCUGCUUUUUAUGUUCAUUCAUGUAUAUUUUUUAUGUUUUCAUUCUUUCUAUAUUUAUGUAUGUCCAUUUUACAUUUUACCUUCUUAACUUCCUUCAUAGUAUAUUAAUCUGUGCAUAUUUUUUCUUUUUCCUUCUUUCUUCCCUUCUUUGUAAAUUUAUAUAUAUUUUUCCUUUUAAUCUUUCUUUUCUUCUUUGUAUAUUUAUUUAUAUAUUUUUUCUUUUUUAUUCGGUCUUUCCUUCUUUGUAUAUUUGUUUAUGUCUAGUGUUUUUUUUCUUUCUUUCUUUUCUUCUUUCUAUAUUUAUAUAUAUAUAUAUAUUCUCUUUUUCUUCUUCUUUCCUUCUUUGUAUAUUUAUUCAUGUGUAUAUUUGUUCUUUCAGUCUUUCUUUUAUAUUUUUUAAUAAUUUAGGUAUAUUUUUCCUUUUACCUUCUUUCUUUCAUUCUUUGAAUAUUAAUUUAUAUAUAUUUUCUUUUUUCUUCUUCUUUCCUUUUUUGUAUAUUUAUUUUUGUAUAUUUUUCUUUCUUUCAUUCUUUUUAUUUUAUUUAUGUUAUUUAUGUAUAUUUUUGUUUUCCUUUUAUCUUUCCUUCUUUGCUUCUUCUUUUCCUUCUUUUUUAUAUUUAUAUAUUUUUUUUCUUUUUCCAUUUAUUAUGUAUAUUUUUCUUUUUCCUUUUUCCAUUCUUUCUUUGAGUCGUUAUUCAUGCAUAUUUUUCGUUUUUCUUUCUUUCAUUCAUUUUUGUAUAGUUAUUUAUAUUUUUUCUUUUUCUUCUUUCUUUAUAUCUUUUAUAUUUAUUCAUAUAUAUUUUUAUUUCCUUCCUUUCUUUCUUUCUUUGCAUAUUUACUUAUAUAUAUAUAUUCUUCUUUCUUUACGUUUUUCUAUAUUUAUUUAUGCAUAUUUUUUACACCAUUCUUUCCUUCUUUGUCUAUUUAUAUAUGUUUAUUUUUUUCUUUCCCUUAUUUCCUUCCUUUUUUUUACAUUUAUUUAUGUUUUUUUCUCUUUCUUUCUAUCGUUGUACAUAUAUUUACGUACAUUUUCAUUUGUUUCCUUUUUUACUUCUUUUAUUUACUAUGUAUAUUUUUCAUUUCUUUCUUUCCUUUUUUGUUUUAUUAUGUAUUUUUCCUUCUUUUAUUCCUUUCUUUUAUAUUUAUUUAUAUAUUUUUCUUUUUCUUUCUUUCUUUCCAUCAUUUUAUAUUUAUUUGCGUAUAUUUUUCUUUUGCUUCUUUUAUUUCUUUUUGUAUAUAUAAUGCAUAUUUUUUGUUUUUUCUCCUUUUUUUUUCCUUUUUGUAUAUUUGUUUAUAUUUAUUUCCCUCUCACCUUCUUUGUUUUCUUUUUGUAUAUUUAUUUUUUUUCAUUUCUCUCUUCCCUUCUUUCUUUGCUUUUUGUAUAUAUGUUUUUCUCUUACAUACCUUCUUUCCUUUUUGUAUAUUUAUUUAUAUUCAUUUUCCGCUUACCUUGCUUUUUGUAUAUUUAUUUUCCUUUUAACUUCUUUCUUCUUUUUUUGUAUAUUUAUUUAUGUACAUUUUUUCUAUUUCUUUCUUUCUUUCUUUACUUAUAUGUAUAUUUUUCUUUUUUCUUCUUUCUUUCCUUUUUUUGUAUAUUUAUGUAUAUUUUUCUUUUACCUACUUUCUUUCCUUUUUUGUAUAUUUGUUUAUAUAUAUAUAAUUUUUCCUUCUUUCUUCCUUUCGGUGUAUAUUUAUUUAUGUAUAUUUUUCUUUUUUCUCCUUUUACUUUCCUUCUUUAA